AUGCUGUCCUGGCGGCUGCAGACGGGCCCCGAGCAGGCCGAGCUGCGGGAGCUCAACGCGCGGCUGCACGACUACGUGUGCCGGGUGCGGGAGCUGGAGCGCGAGAACCUGCUCCUGGAGGAGGAGCUGCGCGGCCGGCGCGGCCAGGAGGGCCUGUGGGCCGAGGAGCAGAGCCGCUUCUCCGAGGAGGCGCGCCGCCUGCGGCAGCAGCUGGACGAGCUGGGCUGGGCCACGGCGCUGGCCGAGGGCGAGCGCGACGCGCUGCGGCGCGAGCUGUGGGAGCUGCAGCGCCUGGGCGAGGAGACGCGCGCCGCCCGCGACCGCCUGGACGCCGAGCUGGGCGCGCAGCGGCGCGAGCUGCAGGAGACGCUGGGCGCGCGCGCCGACCUCGAGGCGCGGCUGGGCCGGCUGCAGGCCGAGCGCCGCCUCCUCGACGAGGCCCACGACCGCGACGUGCGGGAGCUGCGCGCGCGCGCCGCCGGCCUGACCCUGCACUACCGCGCGCGCGCCCCCGGCCCCGCCGCGCCCCCGCCGCGCCUCCGCGAGGUGCGCGACAGCUUCGCGCUGCUGGUGGCCGAGUCGCGGCGGGACGCCGUGCAGAUGUACGAGGACGAGGUGCGCGAGCUGGAGGAGGCGCUGCGGCGCGGCCAGGAGAGCCGGCGCGAGGCCGAGGAGGAGAUGCGGCUGUGCGCGCAGGAGGCCGAGGCUCUGCGGCGCGAGGCGCUGGAGCUGGAGCAGCUGCGCGCGCUGCUGGAGGACGAGCUGCAGCGGAUGCGCGAGGCCUACGACCUGCAGGCCGAGGAGCGGCAGGGAGUGAUCGCCUGCCUGGAGAAUGAGAAGGCGUCCCUCACCUUGGCCAUGGCUGACCGGCUGCGGGACUAUCAGGACCUGGUGCAGAUGAAGACUGGCCUCAGCCUGGAGGUGGCAACGUACCGAGCCUUACUGGAAGGUGAAAGUAACCCAAAGAUACUGAUCUUGAAUGAGCGCCUUGAAAAGAUACCACAAGAUUUCAGAAACACGUGCUAUCAUUACACCACCUCAGCAUUACAGCGGGAGAAUGAAAGAAAUCUGUUUCUGAGGCAGAAAGCCCCUUCGUGGAGCUCCAGCCACGGCCUGUCCCUGCACUCUGGCCUGCCUCCGCGCCCCUGGCCAUGCACUGCUGUUGGGGGUGCUGCCAGAAGAGGCCUCCGGGGCUCCAGUUAUUCUUCUUUUGCCAACACCAGGUGGGAAAACGGGUAUGAGACGAGCCUCCGGACUUUCCCUGCAGCCCCCAGUCAUGGAAAACACACCGAAGCUCAAGUGAAAACAUUCCCUGGUAGACCAAAAGCUAAUGGCAUAAAGGAUGUCCCCACGAGGUUAGCCCCAGAGUCCACUGUCACCCAGGAGUCGCGCCGAGAACGCUGGGACAGUGUGGCCACAGGUGCUUCCGAGAGCACUAGGUCAAAUGAGAGGACCAUCAUUUUGGGGAAGAAAAUAGACGUUAAACCCACGAAGGAGAAAGAGAACAGCAGAGCAGGCACUGUCCAGACCAAGCGACCAGAGAAAAUGUUUGACUCUAAAGAGAGGGCCUCAGAGGAGCGGAACUUAAGGUGGGAAGAGCUGACGAAGUUAGAUAAAGAAGCCAGAGAGAGAGAAAGCCAGCAGAUGAAGGAGAAGGAGAAAGAGAAGGAGCUCUUGAAGAAGAAAAGUGCGAGAGACAGAGACGUACCGAUCAGUGUAGAAGUAGUCAAGGACGGCACGCCGGGGGCAUCCCCGAAAGGUUUCCAGACACCCCCAAGGACGGCUGCUGGCCUUGGGCUGAGCGGAGGGGUGGGGACGAGGGAGACCAGGUUCAGGCCGCACUCCGGCGACACCACCAGUUCACCGACAGGUGACGCCGUGCCGGAAACGAUAGCAGAAAACAUCGUGUCCAGUGUCCUGAAGCACUUCGCCAAGUCCCCGGACAAAGAAGCCACGGCUGAUUCCUUCCCAGACACCAAAGUCACUUUCGUGGACAGGAAAGAGAUUCCUGGUGACGGGAAAACAAAGACCGAGAUAGUAGUGGAGUCGAAACUGAUCGAAGAGGUCGAUGCUUCCGAUGAAGCUGGCCUGGACUACCUUUUAAGAGAGGAGGUUAAGGACGUGGAGCUGAAAGGGAAAUCAGCCGAGCAGAUGAUAGGAGACAUCAUCAACCUCGGCCUGAAGGGGAGAGAGGGGCGCGCCAAGGUGGUCAACGUAGAGAUCAUCGAGGAGCCUGUGAGCUACGUAGGUAGCGAGAAGACACAGGAGUUUUCGACCCCAUUUAAAGUGGAGGAGGUGGAUGAUGUGUCUCCAGGCUCACGGGGGCUCGCUGAGGAGGAGAAAGGUUUUGGAAAAACAUACGUCACCUUCUCAGGUAGUCAACAUGAGAAGACCAGGCGGCCCCAGGAGAAUGUAACUCACGUGGAGGAAGUGACAGAAGCAGGUGACUCGGAGGGAGAGCAGAGUUAUUUUGUCUCGACUCCCGAAGAAUACGCCGGAGGGCAUGACCGAGACGGGGGCCCAGUGUACGGGCAGGUCCAUGUUGAGGAAGAAUCCACCAUCAGGUACUCUUGGCAAGAUGAAAUCAUGCCAGGCACGCGAAGGCGAAUGAAGAGGGACAAAGCGUUGGGAGAGACGGUCGUCAAGCCAGCGGAUAUUGGAGAACCUUCUGUGGAGGCGGGUGUGGGUUCUACACACUGGAAGGAACAAGCUAGAAGUGGGGUGUUGCAUGCUGAGCCCAUCGUCAUCGAGAAGGAAAUCAAAAUAGCACGUGGGUUCCACCCAGCCAGGAAGGGAGGCCACACGGAGCCCCGGCAGCAGGUGGUGGAGGUCAUCGGGCAGCUGGAAGAAAACCUUCCCGAGCGCAUGAAGACAGAGCUGUCCGCCCUCUCUGGAGAAGGUCAGGGGGGACCAGGAAGCGUUUCUGUGGAUGUAAAGAAAGUCCAACCCCCUGGCGGCGGGUCCCUGACCUUGGUGGCUGAGGUCAACCUCUCGCAGACUGUGGAUGCCGAUCAGCUAGACCUGGAGAAGCUGAGCAAAGACGAAGCUGGGGAGAUUGAGAAGGCCGUGGAGUCAGUGGUACGAGGCAGUUUGGCCAAGCGACACAGCACAGCGCCGGGGAGCCCAGAAACUGAGGAACAGGUCCCAGCUGCUGGCCUUCUCUUCAAGCGCUGGGCCACCCAGGAACUGUACACCCCCACCCAUGAGGAGGGGGCUGCCGGCCGGGCCCCUCACAGCCCAGAGCGGGUCACUUCCCAGGGGCCUGUGUCGGCCACCAUGGAGGUCACCGGCCCCCAGGGCUUUGGCCGGUCACUCGUACUAGAGGAUGUGAGCAAGGCUGUAAGGCGCAUUAAAGUAGGUCCCACUGGAACUUGGAGGACUGAGCAAGUCUCCCUGGAAGGACCCACCGCAGAGGUGGUGCAGGUAAGUGGGGAAGGCAGCCUAGGUCAGGCAGCGAGCUCGGCUGGGGCCAGCUGGUCUGUGAGGCACUUCACUGUGGGUCCCCAGCAGAGUCAAGUAUCCAAAGAAGUCAUUUUCCAAGGGCCCGGCCCUGCCUGUGAGCUGGCGGGGGCUGCACAGGAGUCUGGCCCAGCAGAGCUUCCCACAGAUAGCGCCAGACCAGGGAGCCACGGGGCAUUUGGCUCUGAACAGUUCCAUGCUGAGAGGGAAGUCCCCUUUGAGGGCUCUGUUUCCACGGCAGGGGAGGCUGGUGAUUCUUUUCAAACAGAAGAGGUGGUGGGUACCCAGACUUCUGUAAAGCAUCUUCAGUUAGGCGCCAGGGCGGGGUUUGGUGAGCAAAUCCAGUUCAUAGUCCCCCUUUCAGACUCCAUGAAACUGGAUGUCACAGGAGAUUCUGGACACACAGAAGGAGGGGCAGGGGAUGGCACGGGCACCAGGCUUGUCAGACUCGGGCGUCAGACUCAUCACACCGUCCAGCAGACAGUCACCGCAUCGGGGGAAUGGAGCGACUCAGAAAGCUGUGCCUGGCAAGAGGGCCCAGCAGACCGGAAGGGCCAGGCCCCCGGGAGCGCCAGCGAGGGUGGGGGAGCCCUGACAACUGAAGAGAGCACCUUUUAUAGCGCUGUUUCUGAAUCUCGCCAGGAGGCUGGUGUGGGAGGUGUGUCGGGGGCAGAGGUGACACCGGGUACGAGCAGGUCCUUCAGGCACAUUCGUCUAGGUCCUGUGGAGACCCAGACCUCUGAGUAUGUUGUCUUCCACGGCCCCAUUUCUGAGACAAGCGCCCUUGCUGGCUCAGUGGGCUCCCCUGGGGGAGGAGAGUCGGGGGACAGCAGCAGCACCCUAAAGCCUGUUGCCCUGGGGCCCAAAGAAACUUCGUUUACCUUUCAGAUGGACGUGAGUAACGUAGAGGCGUCCCCCAGAUGGACACGAGAGACCACAGGCCUCUUCUCCGCAGGGGCGGGAGUGCAAGCUCGUACCGGGUCUGACCCUGGUGCCUGGAGAGACACUGGCCGUGGGAGCGACUGGGCAGCCGGUGGGGGCUUUCAGGCUGCUGCUGGGGACAGACACAAGGUCCCUGGGGAGGAGGGCAGGGAGUUUAAUAAGACGGUUCAGCUACAGAGAAUGGUAGACACAAGGUCAGUGAUUUCGGAUGAAAAGAAAGUGGCCCUCCUCUAUCUAGACAGUCAGGAGGAGGAGGCUGAGAAUGAGGGACACUGGUUUUGAUAAAUAUUUUGUUUUAAAUGGCAUCUUAUUUGGUGAUAAGCCGAUGCACAAAGGCCUUUACUUAUUUGCAAGGGGGGACACUGACUCUUAUUUUUCUCCAAGAGUGGUCCAGGAGUGUCAAUUUACUUCAUAAUCUGUGAAGUUUUCAGGCUAUCAUGCCUUAAGAGGUGUUUGAUUUUUUUUUUUUUUUUUUUGAGUUAGGACUUUUACAGAAAUACUUUUUAUCAUUUUAGUCGUAAAAGUUUCUUUUUUUCCUGGAGUUUUCUCUCCACUUCGAGAGAUGAUUUGUUGCACCUGCCACAGAUAGGCCUCCCAUCAGUUUGAGAUUCUAGUUAGCUACCUACCCAUUGGUAAGAGGCCUUAAAGGUAACCAGGUUAAAGUAAUAUAUUUAACAGUAAUUUUAUUGCAUGAACUAACACAAAUAGUAAACUAAUUUUUUAAGGGGAAAAUGCACACAUUUCUCUCCCUCCAGUCUUUUUGAAAAGAAAUUGUAGGAAAUAAGCAGACUGCUUAUGUUUAAGAAAAUCUGCUAAGUGAGUUCAUAUUUAGGAAGAAGUUACUGGUCAUAGAGUUAAAUUCAUUUUAAAACUUGAAUGAAUUGCUUUCUAUGUGCAGGGCUUUUUAAAAUGCAGUGUUUUACUUAGGGAGAGGACUGUUCUAGUUAUGGCAAUAGCUCAGACCAAUACACCUGCUCCGUUUGCACAGGUUCUCAGAACUCUGCACUGAGUGUGUUACACGACUGAGAGUCGCUUCAGGAUCCUUUUUGGUGGCAGUAGGCCAUUCAGUAGCACACAGUCAAUAAUCUUUUGUUAUAACCUGAGUUCUGGAGUAACCAGCUCCUAUCAGAGAAUGUUGUAGCUUCUCGGCACCUUGGUCCCAGCACCUGAAUGUUUCACUUCACUGGAGGGUGGGGUUCCCCAGAGACAGAGGAGUGCUGAGGCUCAGCCUGCAGCAGGACCGGCAGGAUGGCGAGGCGCAGCGGAAUCAGGGGCAGAAUGGGGGCUGUGCCUCCCCCGGCCGCCCUUCUCAACCCAGCGCCAGUGGAGUGGAGGUCUUUGUGAUCUCCAGAGUGAGAGAGGAAGGGCAACGGCCAACCUCAAGGAAGUUUUUGCACUUUCAACGGGAAUCAUCAUGUUUGGUCCAGAGGAGCGAAUGUUACAUAGAAUAAGCUAUCUGGGAAGGAACUGGGUACCUCUCCUGCUGUGCAGCACUUAUGGAGCCAGAGGGGCCCAGGCGGAGGCCCCACUCUUGCAGGACUUGGAAUGGGUCUGCAUUGUAGGCCACCAAGUGUAAGAUAGCAGAAUGAGUGUGUUCUGCUGGAUUCAUUUUACCCCAGGGUUUUGUUUUUGAAGCGCUUGUCUUUAAAGGUGUAGCAUCACAUAAAAAUAGUGUCUCGAGUAGCUCAGUAUUAUUUUAAUCCAAAUUAGUGUCUUUCACAUAAUGUUGUCUAGACCACUUCUGGCACUCACAGAACUGCCUUAGUGCACUGAGAGGUAAGGCCCAGGGGAUGUCAUCCUUGGGCAGGUUAUGGUGAUGGGGGUGAGUGUGGCAUGUGAGGGUCAUCCCUCUGGGUUUCACACUAUGACCCCCUGGCCCUCAAGAAGCACGUCUCAGUGGCUCCCAGGAACGGCUGCAGCAGAACUUCGGGGAGAGAGCAUGUUCUCCAGCGAACGGCGGAUGAGCGAUACAGCACAGCUUUCAGGACGAUCUACUUUAAAAACACUGUGAAUCAGGAUGUAAGAGUUGAUUUGAAUUGCAAGUUUAAACCUUUGUUAUCUGCCAGAUGAACAAAUGAUUGUCACAAACUGGCAAGGAGGUGUGGGCCUGGCAAACAAAGACUUCUCAUUUCCAAUAUGGCCAAGGAUGAGCUGACUUGAUGUAUUACUGGUAAUGGAAUUUGUGUAAGGGAUGCGUUGGUGAGGAUUUGGGCAAGAGGACAGCCCACUGCUUGGAUGGCAAGACAGACUGGUGAUGAUGGUGAUGAUGGGGGGGUGGGGCAGCCAUAGUAUUAUGUGAGCCUAAGUGGAUUUAGUUUGAUGUCAUUGUCCUUACUUGUGACUUUGUAAAUGAGUGUUGCAUAAACAGGAGGUUAAAACCUGGUCACCCACUUCUAUUUUGGCAGUGAGUACCUUAGAGCUGAAUUGUUAUCUCCGUGUUGGAAUGCACAUAGUCAAGAGGUGUCCCGCCCAGAGUAUUUACACCAUGGAAUCAGAAGCUGUGGUUGGUUACUAAGUCUGUGGACCACCCAGGAGCAGGGUGUGCCCUGGACACUUUGAAAAGUCACCCACAGCUCCAUGGCCUUUAAAACUAGUCAGUUGGGAGACAACAGAAAUCAACUAAUGGUUGAUAGGGUGAGGACACAACUGGUCUUUUCCUGUUUAUUUUGUUCAGACAAAACUGUAUUAAUGGAAUGUUUUUCACCUUCCACUGGUGGUUUGGAUAUUGUUUGUUUAAAAUGUGUAUUUAGAUUGGGAUCGUCUGAAAAGCAGAUCUUAUAAACCUGCUGUUCCCCCCACAAAGAGAAAUGCCACAGAGUGAGUAAAAAUAAAAGCAUAAGAAAAAGAAAUUGCUUGUUUCUAAGAGAAGGACUGUCUGCCAGAUUGGUGUUUUUGUUGUUGUUUAAUUGUCAUCAAAGCACAUCCGUGUUUACAUGCAUGCUUUUUAUGGUGGCUCAGAACUGUUGUGGAUAGGACAGAUGCAAAGUUCCAGUUCUUUCAUCCCUCACUUGAGUCAGAACUUGAUAGCCUUCGCCCCAAACUGGAAAGCCUGGCAGACUGUGAAGAAGCCAGCGGGGGAGCU
Messenger RNA from Talpa occidentalis (Iberian mole), 7483 nucleotides. RefSeq names its product synemin (gene SYNM). The transcript has 4 exons. NCBI's taxonomy places the organism in Eukaryota, Metazoa, Chordata, Mammalia, Eulipotyphla, Talpidae. Gene Ontology annotation, cellular component: intermediate filament; sarcolemma; neurofilament cytoskeleton. Gene Ontology annotation, biological process: intermediate filament cytoskeleton organization; fast-twitch skeletal muscle fiber contraction. Gene Ontology annotation, molecular function: vinculin binding; structural constituent of muscle; structural constituent of cytoskeleton. The record is from RefSeq and is a predicted model, not a curated record. Bases 1 to 4683 code for a protein of 1560 amino acids.